Messenger RNA from Calidris pugnax (ruff), 2009 nucleotides. It is a transcript of the gene NENF, whose product is annotated as neudesin neurotrophic factor. The coding region runs from base 32 to 403 and encodes 123 amino acids. NCBI's taxonomy places the organism in Eukaryota, Metazoa, Chordata, Aves, Charadriiformes, Scolopacidae. The record is from RefSeq and is a predicted model, not a curated record. The transcript has 3 exons. Gene Ontology annotation, cellular component: endomembrane system; membrane.
AAACUAAUUGCCUUACGCCUGUGCUUAAGUGAUGAGGAUAUAUCGCUGGCUCUCUCUCCAGGAAGGACAGCCCAUUUACCUGGCGGUGAAGGGAGUAGUAUUUGAUGUCACUUCUGGAAAAGAAUUUUAUGGGAAAGGAGCCCCAUACAAUGCUUUGGUUGGAAAAGACUCAACAAGAGGAGUUGCAAAGAUGUCUCUGGAUCCAGCAGAUCUUACACAUGACAUAACAGGACUCACAGAAGAGGAACUGAAGUCCCUGGAUGAUAUCUUCAAUAAUGUUUAUAAGGCCAAAUAUCCAAUUGUUGGCUAUACUUCUCGAAGAAUUCUGAAUGAGGAUGGCAGCCCCAAUCUAGACUUUAAACCUGAAGAUCAGCCACACUUCAACAUUAAAGAUGAGUUUUGAGGAACAUUUUUGUACUUGGAGAAUGCCUGGGAUAGACUAUUAGAUUGAUUCUCUGUUUUCUGGUUCUGAUUACAAAAAUUAGCUAUCGUAAGUCCGUUUUCUGUUUAGAAAAUAUAUAUGUGUGUACACACAUAGUUAACAUAGCGUUCUUCCUUUCAGGAAACAAACUGAUCUGUAUUAGUGUCAUACACUUUGGCUGUUUGCUCUGAAUUACGGGAAUUAUUUCAUAUGAAAGUUCUUUCUGGUUGGAUUUCUCUGCUUACAAGUGUGUAAUGUAGGGUUCCAUUCCUUAGAAGAGAUAAGUAACUUUUUAAUAGUUGAAACAUGACUGGCCUUUUUGUAAAUCCCAAGUGGUUUCCCACUCCUUGGAAAUGCAUUAUCUGGAUGAGCCUACAUGAGCUCUCCGGGCUUCAAGUGAGUGUAGGGUAUCACAUGUGUAAUAGAGGCUUACAUUUUAAAAAGCAUUGUGGGAUCUAAUAUUUGAUAGGUUUGAGAAAACUGGAUAUAAAACCACUCAAUCUCUUAAAAUGAAGUUACUGUGGACUAUUUAUGCAAAGCAAGAAAAAUAAAUCUUUUUUUCCCCAUGAGGCCUACUGCAACGUUUUAAGUAAGACUAUUAUUACAUUAGUUGUGAAUAAAUGACACUUUAAUUUUUUUAAAUAAUUAUAAAAGAUGUCAUCUAUAUUAGAUUGUGAUGAUUUCCUUCUAGCUUCCUCCACUCUUUCUCUGACAAAACCCGGAAACGAUAGUCCCCUGUUUACCAUGUACUCUUACAGCACAAGUUUAUUCUAGUAGUUUGGUAUCCUCUGGAUAUUGUUAGCAUCUUUAUUUGACAAUUUCAGCUCUUGCUUUUAAUUUCUGUUAGUUUUUCUUUGUUCUUACUCUAGCUUCAUCAUUGCUGUUGCGAUGAAGCAUGCAUUCAUACAUUCCUCUUCCUUUUAACUUAAUAUAAAACUGCAGAUUCUGUAGAAUGAAAGCAAAGCCCCUUUAUCGGGUUUCUCUGGCAGUCUUUCAGCAGCAAGAGGACCAUAAAAGCAUGUGUGUCCUGGUUUGAAGUAGAACAGAACCCAUUCUCUUUUCAGUAAUUUCACUUUUCAGUUACUUCUCUUCUAACUGAUUAUGGUGGACAUUUUAGUGUCUGCUUCCAGUGUGAUAAGGUCUGAUGUUUAUAGUUAAUACCAAGGAACAGUAUGCAGAGAGGCUUCUGCUUAUACUUACUGCUGUGACAACCAAGAUCAACUCACUUUGUUGUGUGUCCCGUUGGAGGGUCAGAAGCAGAAGACCUGUGUGGAGGAGAGGCCAGGACAGGUGACCCAAACUGAACCACGGGGCAUUCCAUCCCAUCUGCAUCACGCUCAGUAUAAAAGCUGAGGGAUCAAAGGAGUCAGUCUCUUUCCUUAAUGACUGGCAUCCAAGGAGGACUCUUGUCUGUUCAUCUGCCUUAGAUCCUGAUCUAUACGUUCCUGAAUCCAGUUCCUGAACCCUGUUCCCAUCUGUCAGAGUCCAGUCUGGGACUUUCCCAGUGCCUGCUGGUGACGUGCUUGUCAUCCCAGGAGCUUGAUACUGGUUUUGUAUAUGUUGCAUAUAAAAAUUAUUUUCCGAUUGA